AUGAGGAUGUGUGACAGAGGUAUCCAGAUGUUGAUCACCACCGUGGGAGCCUUCGCAGCUUUUAGUUUAAUGACCAUUGCAGUGGGCACGGACUACUGGUUAUAUUCCAGAGGUGUGUGCAGGACUAAAUCUACAAGUGAUAAUGAAACCAGCAGGAAGAAUGAAGAAGUAAUGACCCAUUCGGGGCUGUGGAGGACCUGCUGCCUAGAAGGGGCUUUCCGAGGAGUGUGCAAGAAAAUCGAUCACUUCCCUGAAGACGCAGACUAUGAACAAGACACAGCAGAGUACCUCCUGCGAGCUGUGAGGGCCUCCAGUGUCUUCCCCAUCCUCAGCGUCACGCUGCUCUUCUUUGGCGGGCUCUGCGUGGCGGCCAGCGAAUUCCACCGAAGCAGACACAAUGUCAUCCUCAGCGCGGGCAUCUUUUUCGUCUCUGCAGGGUUAAGCAACAUCAUCGGCAUCAUAGUUUAUAUAUCAGCCAAUGCCGGAGACCCCGGGCAGCGUGACUCCAAAAAAAGCUACUCCUAUGGCUGGUCCUUUUAUUUCGGGGCCUUCUCUUUCAUCAUCGCAGAAAUCGUGGGAGUUGUCGCUGUGCACAUCUAUAUAGAAAAACAUCAGCAGUUACGUGCCAAAUCCCACUCGGAGCUCCUGAAGAAAUCCACCUUUGCGCGCCUUCCGCCCUACAGGUAUCGAUUCCGGAGGCGCUCAAGUUCGCGCUCCACGGAGCCCAGAUCCCGAGACCUGUCCCCCAUCAGCAAAGGCUUCCACACCAUCCCUUCCACUGACAUCUCCAUGUUCACCCUCUCCCGGGACCCCUCAAAGAUCACCAUGGGGACCCUCCUCAACUCCGACCGGGACCACGCUUUUCUACAGUUCCACAAUUCCACGCCCAAAGAGUUCAAGGAGUCGCUGCAUAAUAAUCCGGCCAACAGGCGCACUACGCCCGUCUGA
Messenger RNA from Puma concolor (puma), 948 nucleotides. RefSeq names its product calcium voltage-gated channel auxiliary subunit gamma 3 (gene CACNG3). Lineage: Eukaryota; Metazoa; Chordata; Mammalia; Carnivora; Felidae. Gene Ontology annotation, molecular function: voltage-gated calcium channel activity; channel regulator activity. Gene Ontology annotation, biological process: transmission of nerve impulse; calcium ion transport; regulation of AMPA receptor activity. Gene Ontology annotation, cellular component: AMPA glutamate receptor complex; postsynaptic density membrane. The record is from RefSeq and is a predicted model, not a curated record.